AUGGCUCUUCGCAGACUCCAGGCCGAGCUCCUCGACCUUAACAAUAACCCUAUCGAUAGCGUCUCCGUCGGACCCGUUGACGAGAGCAACGUCCUCCACUGGCGAGGCCAGAUCGCCGGACCUGCCAACUCGCCUUACAAGGGUGGCAUCUUCAAGCUGGAUAUUGUCUUCACCACUGACUAUCCCUUCAAGCCCCCAAAGGUCAAGUUCUUGACCAAGGUGUACCACCCCAACAUUGACGAGGAGGGCGCCAUCUGUGUUGCUUUGUUGAAGAACGACCAAUGGAAGCCAGCAACACGCAUUAGCCAAGUGUUGAAGUCGUUGGUGGCGUUGUUGGAGCAGCCCAACCCUGACGAUCCUUUGAUGACCGACAUUGCAGAGAUCUACUCUACUGAUCAGCCCAAGUUCCAGAAGAACGCCAAGGAGCAUACCAAGAAGUACGCUUCCGCGUAA
Molecule: messenger RNA, 453 nt
Organism: Linnemannia hyalina
Lineage: Eukaryota; Fungi; Mortierellomycota; Mortierellomycetes; Mortierellales; Mortierellaceae
Source: the annotation of a GenBank genome assembly